Arachis duranensis is the source of this 981-nucleotide messenger RNA. RefSeq lists its product as uncharacterized. The coding region runs from base 1 to 981 and encodes 326 amino acids. The transcript has 3 exons. The record is from RefSeq and is a predicted model, not a curated record. Gene Ontology annotation, molecular function: zinc ion binding; nucleic acid binding. Lineage: Eukaryota; Viridiplantae; Streptophyta; Magnoliopsida; Fabales; Fabaceae.
AUGACUGUUGUGGCUCCUUUGGAGAUCCGUGUCUUCUCUGACUUAGUGAACAAGGCUAGAGUAGUGGAAGAGUAUGCCAAAACUGUGGCGGCAUCCAAGGACACUCAUGGAGGGAGCUCUAGUCGGGGGCGUGGCAAGUAUUUUCACCCGAGAGGACAAAGCUUCAAGAGAGGAGGAUAUGCGUCUCAAGGCCAAGGGGGCUUCAGAAAGAGCAAUCAGAAUCAAUUUCAGUAUGCUAAGGGAAGUGGAAAUCAGAGUGGUUGUUUCAAUUGUGGGUUGCCUGGCCACAUUGCGAGGGAUUACACUCGUGGGAGGAAUCAGAAUGCAGGCCAGAGUCAGCAUCAAGGUCGAGUCUUUGCUAUGAAUGCCAAGGAUGCUUCCAAGGCGGAUCCAUUGAUGAGAGGUAUAUGUCUAAUUGGUGAUAAAUCCUUAGUUGCAUUAUAUGAUACUGGAGCUUCGCAUUCAUUUAUUUCAUUUGCUAAAGUUGAGGAAUUAGGCUUGAAAGUGUCAGAGUUACCUUUUGAUCUGCAUGUACAUACUCCGCAUCAAACAGUUAUGACUAGGUCAGGUUGUAGACAAGUAGGUUUCAAGCUUGAGGGUAGAGGCUUUGUGCACGAAAUGAUUUUGGGGUUUGAUUGGUUGUCAAAGAAUCGGGUUUUGUUGGAUUGCUUUGAAUGGACUAUUCGGUUUAUGUUGGAAGGAGAGAAUGGAGCAGUGGUAGCUACGGGGUAUUACCUGAACUCUAUUUCGGUGGUUAGAGAUUUUCCAGAAGUAUUCCCGGAAGAUAUCCCUGAGUUCCCACCUCAAAGGGAAAUUGAAUUUUCAAUUGAAUUAGUGCCGAGAGCUGGACCAGUGUCGAUUGCGCCUUAUAGAAUGGCUAUGAUAGAGCUGGCAGAAUUAAAGACUCAGUUGGAAGAGCUUCUGAACAAGAGGUUCAUUCGACCGAGUGUAUCACUGUGGGAGCGCCAAUUUUAUUGGUAA